AUGGAAUUAUGCGAUUGGUUAACCGAGCCGUUCAUGCAGCAAGAGUUUGACGAGGAUAUAUCACAGAGCUGCUUCGAAUUCGUGACCACCGAUUACAAUGAAUUGUCUCCGGAGAGCAUGGAACAUCGUCAAAAGAAGCAACUGAAAAUUACCACGCUCGUCUGCGAGGGAUGCGGAAAAAAUUUCUCGAGGCUCGAUAGCCUUAGAAGACACGAAAAGUUGUAUUACGAUGACGUUCAGUGCGGUGCGGAGAAGAGCAACGAUGAGGAACCGGAAGUUUGCGAAGUGCCCUUCCAUGGUCAAUUGAACUACCUGCUUUGCGACUCGCCAAUUCUUAACAGCGUGGAAGCUAAUGUGGUCCAGAAAAACAUCAAAUCGGGCCAGCAGUUCCGCUGCGACGGCUGCGGUAGAGCGUACACAAGGGUCGACAGUCUGAAGCGUCAUCAGCAAAAGUGCGACGAGUUUCUAGCGUCGUUUCGAGAUCGACAGGAAACACUAGAGAGACUUCAACAGCAGGAAUAUUAUUGUAAUCAAUGCGGCAAAACGUACAGAAGGCUGGAUACCUUGCGCCGGCAUCAGCGAUUAGUGUGUGGUGACAAAGAGAGUAAUCAUUCUUUGAAAGUGGACAAGACGAGCUUAUAA
This is a messenger RNA of Cataglyphis hispanica, 642 nucleotides long. RefSeq names its product zinc finger protein 595-like. Gene Ontology annotation, biological process: regulation of transcription by RNA polymerase II. Gene Ontology annotation, molecular function: DNA-binding transcription factor activity, RNA polymerase II-specific; RNA polymerase II cis-regulatory region sequence-specific DNA binding. Gene Ontology annotation, cellular component: chromatin. The transcript has 2 exons. The record is from RefSeq and is a predicted model, not a curated record. The coding region runs from base 1 to 642 and encodes 213 amino acids. NCBI's taxonomy places the organism in Eukaryota, Metazoa, Arthropoda, Insecta, Hymenoptera, Formicidae.